This is a messenger RNA of Calliphora vicina (urban bluebottle blowfly), 1646 nucleotides long. RefSeq names its product cytochrome P450 6a9-like. The transcript is spliced from 2 exons. Gene Ontology annotation, molecular function: iron ion binding; heme binding; oxidoreductase activity, acting on paired donors, with incorporation or reduction of molecular oxygen. The record is from RefSeq and is a predicted model, not a curated record. The coding region runs from base 65 to 1585 and encodes 506 amino acids. NCBI's taxonomy places the organism in Eukaryota, Metazoa, Arthropoda, Insecta, Diptera, Calliphoridae.
CCGAAUAGAGUAAAUCAAAUAACUAUUAAAAUACUCAUAAAUAAUAGAAAUUAAUAAAACGAAAAUGUUCGUAUUCUUAGUGUUACUAACAGUAAUUGUUGGACUUUUAUCAUACAUUAUAUGGUGGUAUAAUAAACGUUUAAAUUAUUGGUUGGAACAAGGUAUAACCUUUGAGAAACCCCAUUGGCUGUGGGGUAACUUUAAAGGUCUAAUGAGCGAGUACAACUUUCAUGAUAUGUGUCAUAAAUACUAUCGAAAAUUUAAGGGUACGGGACCAUUUGCUGGUUUCUAUUUUGCCUCCAAACCCACUGUAUUCGUUUUGGAUCCAAAAUUAAUACAACAUAUUUUAAUAAAAGACUUUUCCAAUUUCACCGAUCAUGGUUUCUAUUAUAACGAAGAAGAUGAUCCUUUAACGGGUCAACUGUUUCUAUUGGAUGGUCUUAAAUGGAAAAAUAUGAGAAAUAAAUUAUCGCCUACAUUUACCUCGGGUAAAAUGAAACAUAUGUUUCCUAUUAUCCUGGAUAUAGGAGAGGAGUUUAUAGAGGUCAUGGCCCAGGAAAUAAAGGAACACAAAAACAUCAUAGAAAUCAAGGAUUUAAUGGGUCGCUUUACCACCGAUGUCAUAGGCACCUGUGCUUUUGGCAUUGACUGCAAUAGUCUCAAAGAACCCAAUACCGAGUUUCGUGUAAUGGGCAAACGGGCCAUUAAAGAACAAAGGCAUGGCUUGCUGGUAAAUGGUUUGAUGCAAAACUUUCCCGAUUUGGCGCGUCGUCUACAUGUCAAACAAAUACCCGAUGAUAUUGAAAAGUUUUACAUCAAUUUGGUUAAGCAGACAGUGGAGUAUCGGGAGCAGAAUAAUGUGCGGCGCAAUGAUUUAAUGGACACCUUAAUUGAUUUGAAAAAUAAGAAACUCAUACAAUCCGAGCAUGGUGAGGAGUUGACAAAUUUAACCUUAAAUCAAAUAGCUGCCCAGGCAUUUGUAUUCUUUAAUGCGGGUUUUGAAACCUCUUCCACUACCAUGUCGUUUGCCCUGUACGAAUUGGCUAGAAAUCCAGAUGUACAGGAGAAGGCACGUCUUGAAAUCGAUGAGGUAUUGGAAAACUAUCAGCAGAAAUUUACGUAUGAGAGUAUGAAGGAAAUGAAGUAUUUGAAUCAAAUUAUAUCAGAAACCUUAAGAUUAUACACCGUUCUACCCAUGAUUAGCCGCACAGCCUUAAGUGACUAUGUGGUGCCAGGUCAUAAAGAUUACAUUAUUAAAAAGGGCAUGAAUAUUUCAAUACCCGCCUGCUCUAUACACCGAGAUCCUGACUAUUAUGCUAAACCGGAUGACUUCAAUCCCGAUCACUUUGCUGACGAUGUAGUAGCACAGCGCGAGUCUUGUGUUUAUCUGCCAUUUGGGGAAGGACCUCGCAACUGUAUUGGCAUGCGUUUUGGUAAAAUGCAAACUGUUAUUGGUCUAGUGAUGCUAUUGAGGAAUUUCAAAUUUUCGGUUUGCGAUCAGACCCAAAUACCAUUAAGUUAUGAUAAUAAAAGUUUUAUGCUGACCACGGAGAAGGGUAUUUAUUUGAAGGUUGAAUCAAUCUAAAUAAAAGUAUGAUAUAUCAUUUACGAUAGCAAGUCUGUGGUUUAGCAAAAGAGGAAAUUUU